GUGGGCUCUUGACUCCUUUCAGUCACAUUACCUUCUAUUUGGGAAGCAUUCUCUGGUCAAUGGCAGCCUUUUCUGUAAUUUUGUAAUUAUUUAGACAUUUUAAAUGCCAUCUACUUUCUUAAGAACUGUGGAAGUGUUACAAGAUAUAAGAAAAAGUUAUAGAAAUGGAUAACUUUGUUGAAGAACUGCAACAAGAAACAAGGUGGCUACCCACAGAAGAAACAGAGGAUGAGUCUGCGACCAAUGAUCUGGUUCCAGGAAUUUAUUUGCCUUUACUGCCAAAACAUUUUAACCACCCGACAAAUAUGGCUGUGAAAUCUUCAGAAUUCCAAAAGGUGAAAGAGGAUUGUUUAUGCUGUAUCCAAGAUGCUCUCUUACAAAGUCAGUGGCAGAGGGCUGCAGAAUUAAUGAUAAGCUACUUGGAAAUACUGGAAAAUACAUCUUCAGAAAAAAGGGUGCCAUCUCAAGAGGAGAUCUGGAGAAUAGGAACUGAAAUCUUGCAGCAGCAUCCCAGGAGUAAUAUAGAUGAGAUCAACUAUUUUGCAGAUCGGAUGAAAAGUUUAGGUGUCAAAAGAUAUUUAAAGAUUUCUUUAGAGCAUGCCUUCCACCUUUUGUGCAGCGGAUUUGUGGACGAAGCCUAUCAGAACUUGAUCUUGACUGAAAGUUGGCGAUAUGGAGAAGAAACUGUUGCUCAGGAAAAAGAGCUGAAGCUUGUUCAAGCUUAUAAGGGGUUGAUAGACUAUUAUAUGUGGUUAAAAAAGAAGACGGACCUUUUGGAGCUGGAUGAAGACAGUUGUACACAAACUUCUCUUCAGCAGGAAAUGCAACGCUUGUACCAGCAGGCUAAAGUCAGCCUCAGGGAAAUAAUCAGAAUCCCUGGAGUUUGGGAUCCUUUCGUGAUUUGUUAUGUGGAUUUGCUGGAACAUUACGAGGAGUAUGAAGAAGCACGAGAAGUGUUAAGUGACUAUGCGUAUAAUUCCAAGUUCCCUUCCAACCCUAAUGCUCAUGUUUACUACUACCAGUUCCUAAAGAGAAGGAGGGAAUCAAGGAAAGCACAGAUCUCUGCACUGCAGAUCCUGCAUGAGCUUGUUCCUUCCCAUGAACUAAUGCUGGAAUUUUACAACCUGCUUAAAAAAUCAAAAAAAAGAAAAAAACAUAAAUUACAGCUGAAAGUUAUUUUUGCAGUCCUGGAUUUUGCUGUAUGGAAGGAAAAUGUAAAAGCUUGGAGUUAUUUGGCAAAACAGACUGUAGAAAUUCUGCAAAACUCUGAUAAGCAAUUUCACUGGCUCAAAAAGGAGUGGGAUAUUCGAAAGCACUGGUGGCCAGCUUUUCAUUUCAGUCUUUACUUGGCAAAAAGAAACUGGCAAGAAAACAAAAAACUCACUUGUGAAAAAGUUCUGAUAGCUGGCAUACUAUUGGGAAAAGAUUGCAAGUACUUUAAAUAUGUCUCCAAAGAAGGUUGUAAAGUUCAGAAGAAGAAAUUCCGACAAUUGAAGAAAUUUGUGAAAGAACACAGCUGGGUCAGUUUAAGAUUGGCUGAUACGUGACUGCUUAGUAUCAAAUCUCUUGAUUUUUCAAGGGUGUUAGAUGAUUUUGAUGUCCUGUAUAAAACAAGUCAUCCUGACAAACAAUUGUUGUAAAAUUCAGGUAGUUCUUGAGAUCUGACUGGUCACCUAAUGGCUGUUUGAUGUUACAACCCCCUCCCCCCAAGCUACUUAUGAUCCAAUUUUGAAAUAUGGCUGCUGCAGCAUGCCUUACAACAGGCCACAGGGAUGCUCCCCUUUGGCCUGCCCCACUGGCACCCCACAGUGCUUGGUCUACUCCCCAUGCCUCCUGGAAGCACCUGCCAUUUUCCAUAUACUGACAGUUCCUUGUGGAAAUGGCAGCUGCUUUCAGAGCAUUCUGCCCUGAUCAGCUGAUUGUUGGGAUACUGCAAAGCUUUAGGAUUAUCUUCCCAAAACUGUUCCCUUGCUUAAUUCCCUCCGUCCCUCCAGAAACCCACAUUUGUUCAAUAAAACAAAGAAAGCAAGAGAGGCAGACUUGUUAUCUUUCUUCCCCCUUCCAUUAGGUGCUGAAACUAAACUCUCUGCCUCUGCAUUUCAAUCUUGAUCUUUUAACCCAUUUCAUUUGCUAAAUUUACUGCCACCUUACCUUGAGUGAUUGCCGGGCUGAAGAACAGAGUUAAGGAAGGAAGCGAGCAAAGAAAAUCUGGAGCUCAGCUCAAAAGGUUCAGGCAUUUAGAGCACAACAGGUGUAGCAAAUGGCCAGCCACAGCAGAAGCUGGGUCAUUGGAAAGCUUUUUUGCUGCAUUUCUGACUCCCUUUCCAGGAGUCCUAGCUGGAAAUCGGACUAGCAGGGAAAACCCUUUUGGAAAGCUGUUGCUACUUGUCUGAUUCUAGGUUCAUCACCUAAUUGGAGGAAGGCCUUUUAACUCUCACUUUUUUUCUGUUUUAUUUUUUAAAAAUUGAAGAAAUGUGGGCUUCAGGGGAGAGGGAGAGAGUUAAGCAAGGGAAAGAUUUGUGGAAGAUCAUCCGGAAGCUGCCUCCAUUGUAUGCAGGUGGAUGGCUUCCUCAAAGCCUAGCAACAGCCAGGAGAGGUUUGCAGUAUCCCACGACCAGCUAACUGGAGUAGAGGCUUAGCCCACCAUCCAUGCACAGAGGCUUGUAUGGAAGCUUCUCUGGCAUUAGAAUGUGGUGUUGGGCCCUAAUCUAGCUGGACUGUUCCGCCCUGCUGAGCUGUUUUGGCUUUGCAAAACUUUUUGCUGCUGGUCUGCUCCACUUAACAACGCACACAUUCGUUUAACAGCAUCAGAGAGAGCAGGGAUGGGGGGUUGUUAAGCAAGGUUGUUUUGUUUAAGGGCCAUCCCCAUUUGUGACCAUAAUGGGCAGGCUCCAUUAUGGACAUAGGUUGAAGACGGCUUGUAUGCCUACUGUAUGUAUAAGAAUUGUAUUUUUUUUACAAAGUUUCUAUAAAAAAUCUUUUUGUAU
This is a messenger RNA of Thamnophis elegans (Western terrestrial garter snake), 2987 nucleotides long. It is a transcript of the gene TAF1A, whose product is annotated as TATA-box binding protein associated factor, RNA polymerase I subunit A. Gene Ontology annotation, cellular component: RNA polymerase I transcription regulator complex. The record is from RefSeq and is a predicted model, not a curated record. The transcript has 11 exons. The coding region runs from base 165 to 1547 and encodes 460 amino acids. Gene Ontology annotation, biological process: transcription by RNA polymerase I. NCBI's taxonomy places the organism in Eukaryota, Metazoa, Chordata, Lepidosauria, Squamata, Natricidae.